CAAGCAGGAAGCUGCAAGCUGUGGAAAGGUUUCUCUUUCCACUUACUGCAAGCUUGGUUCCUGAGACAGAAGCUGCACUUGGUGCUAGUCUUUGUGUAGACUCUUCAUACAGACUGUGAAAUGGCCAUGAGAACUCGUUUGACAUGGUUGCAAGAAAAGUGUCUGCAAAGAUAUUUUGGAGAAAAACGGUUUUGUCUUCUUUAUAAGGCGAGUGUGCAGAAGUUCUCAGAGCAGGAUUUGUUCUCAAACUGUCAGGAUCAAGGUCCUACCAUGAUAUUGCUUUAUAGCAAAAACUGUGUUAUUGGCGUGUACCUGCAAUAUGGCUUCAGGAAAACAUAUGUUUCUACCACAUUUUUUGCACUCCAAAACACUGAAUUUUCACAAUAUGCAAGAGGAAGAUAUUUACCAGCUUCAUUGUUCUGUGAUGGAAGUGAUUUCCUUAUACUGUUAAGUGAGCGAACUGUGACUAUAAGUUCCGAGAUUUGUCAAAAGCUCAGAUUGCUGCCUCCUCAACAGUCUACCAUGUCUAUUCAGGAGUGUGAAGCUUUUCGAUGUGAAGAGUUAUUGGAUGAGAGAAAGACAAGUGGCAUUGUUCUGUUACGGAGUAAUUUAUUGGAGGACCUGAGUACCUAUAAGCCGUAUGGAGACCUGGUUCAUCAAACACGAAUUCUGUUGCUGGGUCCUAUUGGAGCAGGGAAGUCCAGCUUUGUCAACUCAGUCAGGUCUGUUUUCAGGGGCAGGACCAUGCACCAGGCCUUGGUGGGCUGUGAGAUAAAUGGAACGUCUGACAAGUAUAGGACAUAUUCUAUCAUGUCCAAGAAUGUUAGUGGCUCUCUGCCAUUUCUGCUGUGUGACUCACUGGGGCUGAGUCAGGGCGCUGGCUUACAUAUAGAUGAUAUACGUUGCAUCUUAAAUGGCCAUACUCCUGAUAGAUACCAGUUUGAUCCCAUGAAACCAAUCACAUCAAACCACCCAAACUACAUUCAUGACCCAUCACUGAAGGAUAAAAUUCAUUGUGUGGUGUUUGUGUUUGAUGUCAAUUCUGUUGAACAGCUCUCUCAUGGGCUGGUGGCAAAGAUCAAAGAGAUUCGGAAGGAGUUGAUGAAAUGUGGCAUUCUGCAUUUGGCGUUGCUUACGCAUGUGGAUAGCCUGGAAUUGAUUACAAAAGGAGACCUGAUAGACAUAUACAACUGUAAUCCUGUGAAGCUCAAGCUAGAAGCAGUCCAGAGAGCAUUUGGCUUUGAGUUUUCUGACAUCUUGGUGGUUAGCAAUUACAUCUCUGAAUGGGAGCUGGACCCUGUGAAAGACAUACUGAUCCUCCGGGCACUGAAAGAGAUCCUGUAUACUGCAAAUGAAUUCUUAGAGGAUUUUCCUUUGAACAAAAAGUAGACUAGUGAUUGUGGAGCUGGAAGGUAUCAUCAACUUGGCUAAUUGCUGUCUGGGUCUGUUGUUUUCCUGGUAGGUCUGCCUAUUUGGGCUAUUGGCAUGUGCAUAGUCCUCACCUUUAACACAAUGACUGAAAAUAUUUUUCUCUGCCUAUUUCCUUCCUUCCUCCUU
Molecule: messenger RNA, 1557 nt
Organism: Acomys russatus (golden spiny mouse)
Lineage: Eukaryota; Metazoa; Chordata; Mammalia; Rodentia; Muridae
Gene: Ifi44
Product: interferon induced protein 44
Exons: 8
Coding region: 121-1389 (422 amino acids)
Source: RefSeq, a predicted model, not a curated record